Messenger RNA from Rattus norvegicus (Norway rat), 1320 nucleotides. It is a transcript of the gene Actr2, whose product is annotated as actin related protein 2. The record is from RefSeq and is marked provisional. Gene Ontology annotation, cellular component: cytoskeleton; nucleus; cytosol. Lineage: Eukaryota; Metazoa; Chordata; Mammalia; Rodentia; Muridae.
CGAGGGCGGGGCCGUGUGGAGGAGGAAGCGGGCCAGGCCGGGCGGCGGCUCACCAGGGCGAACCAUGGACAGCCAGGGCAGGAAGGUGGUGGUGUGCGACAACGGCACUGGGUUUGUGAAGUGUGGAUAUGCAGGCUCUAACUUUCCAGAACACAUCUUCCCAGCUUUGGUUGGAAGACCUAUUAUCAGAUCAACCACCAAAGUGGGAAACAUUGAAAUCAAGGAUCUCAUGGUUGGCGAUGAGGCAAGUGAGCUGCGCUCCAUGUUGGAGGUGAACUACCCGAUGGAGAACGGCAUCGUGCGCAACUGGGACGACAUGAAGCACCUGUGGGACUACACAUUCGGGCCAGAGAAGCUCAAUAUAGACACCAGGAGCUGCAAGAUCUUACUUACAGAACCCCCAAUGAAUCCAACCAAGAACAGAGAGAAGAUUGUCGAGGUAAUGUUUGAAACUUACCAGUUUUCUGGUGUGUAUGUAGCCAUCCAAGCAGUUCUGACUUUGUAUGCUCAAGGUUUACUGACUGGUGUGGUAGUGGACUCUGGAGAUGGUGUCACUCACAUUUGCCCAGUAUAUGAAGGCUUUUCCCUCCCUCACCUUACAAGGAGGCUGGAUAUUGCUGGGAGGGAUAUUACCAGGUAUCUUAUCAAGCUGCUGCUGUUGCGAGGAUAUGCCUUCAACCAUUCUGCUGACUUUGAGACAGUUCGCAUGAUUAAAGAAAAACUUUGUUAUGUGGGUUACAAUAUUGAGCAAGAGCAGAAGCUGGCCUUAGAGACCACAGUGCUAGUUGAGUCAUACACUCUUCCAGAUGGACGUAUUAUUAAGGUUGGAGGAGAAAGAUUUGAAGCACCAGAAGCUUUAUUUCAGCCUCAUUUGAUCAAUGUUGAGGGGGUUGGUGUUGCUGAAUUGCUUUUUAACACAAUCCAGGCAGCCGACAUUGAUACCAGAUCUGAAUUUUACAAGCACAUUGUGCUUUCUGGAGGUUCUACCAUGUAUCCUGGCCUGCCAUCGAGGUUGGAACGAGAGCUUAAACAGCUUUACCUAGAACGAGUUCUGAAAGGAGAUGUGGAGAAACUUUCGAAAUUUAAGAUCCGCAUUGAAGACCCGCCUCGCAGGAAGCACAUGGUGUUCUUGGGUGGCGCAGUCCUAGCAGACAUCAUGAAAGACAAAGACAACUUCUGGAUGACCAGACAAGAGUACCAAGAAAAGGGUGUCCGUGUGCUGGAGAAACUCGGUGUGACUGUUCGAUAAAAUAGCAGGCUUGUCCCCAUCACGCCUCUAAUGCUUUUUCUUUUUCCCUUUUAAAAAAAAAAAAAAAAAAA